Sordaria macrospora k-hell is the source of this 462-nucleotide messenger RNA. RefSeq lists its product as uncharacterized. Lineage: Eukaryota; Fungi; Ascomycota; Sordariomycetes; Sordariales; Sordariaceae. The record is from RefSeq and is a predicted model, not a curated record.
AUGCAACCACAGCUGUUCCAGUACCUGUUCCUCUCAACGAUCCUCGGCCUGUCUGCCGCCUCCGUCGUCAAGGUCCCAGGCCCUCACGACCAACGGGCCAUCAGCGAUGAUUUAAGCUCAAGUACACACACACUACCCACGGAAUCUGGUUACGAGCCUACCAGUACAUCCGAUAUCAGCAGCCAAGGUGGAGGAGGCGGAGGAGGUGGACAAGGACAGCAGCCAGACGAUGGAAGGCCGACGCAUGAUCCGCUCCCUAUCUCACCGCCUACUGGGCACAAGACCAACAUGGGUGCAGCCGUCGGGUACUCGUUACUGGGUCUGGCUGCUGUCGCCGUUGUAAUCGGCUUUUGCCUUGGGCUCAGAUGGAGGAGAAAACUUCGGAGGCGGGCUAGGGAGGAGUAUGAGAUGAGCAGGAGGAUGAGGAGGGGUUACCGCCCCCGGGUGAGAUUCGCGGCAUGA